Messenger RNA from Thlaspi arvense, 738 nucleotides. Lineage: Eukaryota; Viridiplantae; Streptophyta; Magnoliopsida; Brassicales; Brassicaceae. The record is from the annotation of a GenBank genome assembly.
AACUAAAGCACGAGGAAAAUAAAACACAUGUAAAUUACACACAAACAAAAAAUGAAUAAUAAUAGUAAUAACUUUAGCGGAGACCAAUAUUUACUACACUGUGAACAACAUCAAUUACCACAAUCGGCAGCUCCGUCUAGUAACGCCGUAGUAAUGACGUCAUCAUCGGAGUCUACCCUUAUCGCCUACGAAGCACAGAUUUGCGAUGCUGUCAGACGACGACGGUCAUCUAAGGGAUCAAGAAGAACUACGCCCACGACGCUCCUCAACGCUAACCCUAGCAAUUUCCGAGCCUUAGUUCAGAAAUUCACUGGACGUUAUACCGGCAUUGAUGUCCCCGUCGGAAGAAAAGGUCCGGUGACGUUAGAUUUCAGGUCGCCGGCUUCGGUGUCGAAAGAAGUCAUUUUUCCUCGCUCCGGUGAUAUCCAAACUUACGAUCGUGCCAUUGAUAGGCGCGUGGGCAAUGGGGAGAGUCACGUGAGUGUGACCAUGAAGCGGGAGGGUAAGGAAACGGCGUCAUAUAAUCAGAUGAGCCAACUAAGUGACUGUGCGCUUUAUGGUGGGUGUGGUGAUCAUUAUGCUUAUGGCCAUCAUGAUAAUCAUCACGAAGAUGGUGAUGAUCUUGUGAGGGAAUACUUGGAAAAUAGUAGUUUUAAUGGAGUGGAUUACAUGGGUUAUGAUGAUUUUUACCAUGAUCCGCUAUCGUUGGAAGAGAUUAUGAUGAGAGAUCUCAAUUUC